Molecule: messenger RNA, 1214 nt
Organism: Octopus sinensis (East Asian common octopus)
Lineage: Eukaryota; Metazoa; Mollusca; Cephalopoda; Octopoda; Octopodidae
Product: protein FAM167B
Exons: 3
Coding region: 108-839 (243 amino acids)
Source: RefSeq, a predicted model, not a curated record
CGAAACGUAUUAAGACUGAAUACGCAAGUCAUCGUUAUCCUAACAAUUUUUAUUUUGAUUUAGUUCAGCGUAUUUCCACAGACGCUGAAAAAUUAAACCUAUCAAUAAUGAAUAACACUGCACUUGGGAGUUUAAGUCCCAAAAAGGACGUUGUUCCCUCGAAUCCUUUCCAAAAGAAAGAAAUAAAUAAAAUCUCUCUGUCAUCUGACCUUGUGAACAGUAAUACAGGAAAGUAUGCUACCUUACCGACUCGUUACAUUCAGCGACCUCAAUCCUGCUUUGUGACAUCUAAAGAUACCUCUUUUAAAUCUCUGGAUGUCAUACUGGAAUGCAGCCCACAGAAAGUUAAGAUGAAGCAGACGAUCAAUACAGACGACGUGUCAUCCGAUAUGGCGCAGCUAAAGGCAGCGGCUGCCAGACUUAAGCUUUCAACUAAAAGACCGAGUUAUGUAGCUUGGCAAGCUAAGGCUCAGGAAAGGUCGACAAUUCUAAAACAGGCGAUUAAUACUGCUGACUGUCUUACAAAGGAGAGGAAAGCUUGGAUUAGCAACACCUUGCGGUGGAUCGCACAAGAACUGGCUGACAUGCGCUCUCAAGACCAACAUUUAGCCCGUCAAUUGCUUUGUAUCCGACAAGACAUUCAACAGAUUAAACUAGAUAAAAGUUGUGAGGUGCACCAAGAUAUGUUAGCUGACGUUGAAUUGGAAAUGGAGGAGCUAGAAGAACUGGCUGAGAUCUGCGACCAGCUGCCUCCAGAUCCUGGACUCCUCGACAAUCCCUUACGCCAUAUUGGAGUCACUAGGAUGAACAUAAGUAGAAGGCGCUUUUCAACAUGUUGAUGAUGUGGAAGAAUUUCUCGUAUGUGCUGUACUAGUGAAACUUUUUUAUAUCAUAAUCAAUAAUAUCUUUUCAAUAGUAUGAGACAUAAGCAUUUUCAACUCAACCGUUAUUCAUAUACAUACUCUCAUCUUUCUUUUUCUGUUUCUCUUCCUCUUCUUUGUUAAUUCUGGUUCUUCAUAUUUUUAUUUCUUUAUAAGCGUGAGGGACUAAGAUCACAAAACCUAUGCAAGGAAAAUUGACUUUGCGUGUUUCUGCAUAUAUAUGUGCCUCUCCGUGCAUGUGCUUAAGCUCGUAGUAAGCAAAACAUACGGUUAUCUGUCACGACUCAUUUUUAUCUGAUGAAAUAAAUAAAUUUUUUGAUAUUUCUACUUUUA